CCAGCCAGCCAGCCAGCGGGAAGUGCCGGGGCAGCGCAGGAAACCGCAGCGGCCGAGAGAAGCGGCAGUGGGAACGUCUUGACUGCCUCUCCCGCCCCCAAAUCCCCACCCCCAGAGAUCCAGGCUGAAGAGUCCCCGAUGAAGCCCAGCGCGCCGGGGCUGCGACCACCCCCGCGGGACCCUCUUCCUCUCAGUUGAAGGACAGGACUUUUUGACGUCAGGCAUUUCAAGCACUGGCUUCCUCAGAUGGGGGUCCAGUACAGCCGAGUGAGACCCAGAACCCCUAGAGGGAGAAGCAGCGGGGCUGCAGCGUCGGCAAGAUGCCUGGAUUUCAUGCUGGGGAGAAGCCCACUCUUCAAGAGAAUAUUUCACCUAGACCAGACACGGUGCUUCUUGGCAUCUCCACUCAGGUACUUCACCCAUUACCCGGGAAUGUUACAAGAGGCAACAUCUCGGCCUGCUUCCCCCAAGCCAAAUCAGAGAGUGCCGAAGAACAUAGCAACUUCUGAAGCCAUCCAAAGACACAAGAAAAGUCUGGCGGAUUGGUUUCGCCGCCAACCCAACGAGGAGAGACAGUUUGGACCAUCAUUUGCCCUGGACGCCAUCCACGUCGAUCCAGUGAUCCGGGAGAGCUCCCUAGAGGAAAUCUUGAAACCUUCUCCAGAUCUGACAAUCCAGAACCAGCUCCAAGGCUCUUGCUGUCAUACCAUUGGUCUCCAGAACCUUUUUGACCAGGAUCCAUGCGGGCAAGAAGUGAAGAAUGUGGUCCUCUAUGGGACAGUGGGCACCGGGAAAAGCACCCUCAUCAAGAAGAUGGUGAUGGACUGGUGUCACGAGCGCCUUCCUCAGUUUGAGCUGCUCCUUCCCUUCUCCUGUGAAGACCUUUCCCAGGGCAACAGUCCCGUGUCUUUGCGCCGUCUAGUGACCAAGAAAUACCUCCACCUCCGGGAUGUGGCCCCAUUGCUUGGCUCCAGCAACCUCAAGAUUCUUUUCAUCCUCAAUGGCCUUGACCGUCUCAACCUAGACUUUCGCCUGGCCCGCACUGACCUUUGCUGUGACCCCAAUGAACCCCUCUUGCCAGCUGCCAUUGUCGUCAACCUGCUCAGGAAGUACAUGAUGCCCGAGGCCAGCAUCAUUGUCACUACUCGCCCUUCGGCAGCACGCCGGAUCCCCAGCAAGUUUGUGGAUCGCUACGUUGAAGUCUGUGGCUUCUCGGACCUCAACCUCCAGAAGCUUUACUUCCAGAUGCGCCUACGGCAGCCUGAGUGUGCCAGAACCGCUGGUCCCCCCACGGCAGAGCAGGCCAAUGAGCAGGACAACCUCGUGGAGAUGCUCUCAAGGAAUCUGGAGAGGCACAACCAGAUUAUGGCCGCCUGCUUCCUUCCUUCUUAUUGCUGGUUGGUGUGCACGACCUUACACUUCCUGUAUUUUACCAAGACGGUGCCUCCCACUCAAACUCUGACGGGGAUCUACACCAGCUUCCUACGGCUCAACUUCAGCGGGGAAGUGCUGGACAGCACCGAUCCCUCCAACAUCUCCAUGAUGAAGUAUGUGGCCAAGACAAUGGGCAAGUUGGCCUACGAAGGGGUGAUGUCCCGACAGACUUGCUUCACGGAGAAGGACCUCCGCCGCUGUUUUGAGGUGGAGAUGAAGACGGAGAGUGAGCUGAACCUCCUGAACACCUUCCGGAGUGAUGUUCUCCGCUUUUUCUUGACCCCCAGUGUUCAGUCAGGCAAGGAGCACACUUUCGUCUUCACUAUCCCUGCCAUGCAAGAGUACCUGGCUGCCCUUUACGUGGUCUUGGGGGAGAAGAAGACCCUGGUGCAACAGGUGGGCAAGGAAGUCUCUGAAAUCAUUGGGAAAGUCAGCGAGGAUGUGGCCCUGGUGCUCAGCGUGGUCUCCAAAUUCUUGCCGUUGCGCAUCCUGCCCCUUCUCUUCAACCUCAUCAAGAUCUUCCCCCGCUACUUCAGCCGGUUCAGUACCAAGGACCGGGACACCAUUGCCCGCACCAUGGCCAUGGAGAUGUUCAAAGAGGAGGACUACUUCAACGAAGAUGUUCUGGACCAGAUCAACAUCAGCAUUCUUGGGGUGGAAGGUCCCAUGCGCCACCCGGAUGAGGCUUCCGAUGAUGAGGUCUUUGAACUCUUCCCCAUCUUCAUGGGUGGGUUGCUGUCCCGGCGUAACCGGGCCAUCUUGGACCAGCUGGGCUGUCCUAUCAAGAACCUGGCUGUUUUUGAGAUUGCCAAGGCCAUGAAGAAAACGGUCAUCCGGAAUAGCCGUAAGGGCUUGCCGCCAUCCGAGCUGAUGGACUACCUCUUCUUUCUACACGAGUUCCAGAACGAACGUUUCACAGCGGAGGCGGUCCAAUCCUUGAGGACCAUCAACCUCUCCACAGUGAAGAUGACCCCUCUCAAAUGCGCAGUCCUGGCUUCGGUUUUGGGUACCACGAGCCACGGCGUUGAGGAGCUAAAUCUUGCCUCUUGCCACCUCGAUGUGGGCAGCCUGAGAACCCUCUUCCCCAUCUUGCUACGAUGCAAGAAACUCCAUUUGCAACUCAACAGUCUGGGCCCAGAGGCAUGUAAAGAGAUCCGGAAUCUACUUCUGCAUGACAAAUGUGUGGUGGACACCUUGCGCCUUGCAGACAAUCCAUUGACGGAGCAAGGGGCCACCUACCUUGCUGAAGGCUUGGCUGGCAACAGCUCUUUGAGAAACCUCUCACUCCUUCACACCUCCUUGGGGAACCAAGGUGUGAAGGUGAUCACCCAGCACCUGGCUCAGAACCAGCAUCUACAGGAGCUUGACGUGGCCUACAAUUCGCUGACAGAUGAAGCUGCGUUGGCCCUGGUUGAGGAGGCCAAGAAACACACAACACUGGAAACUGUGCACUUGUACUUCAACGAGAUCAGCGAAGGAGGCAAGGAAGCCCUGCACGAAUUGCGGAAAAACCGGGAUGGCCUCCGGGUGCUCAUUUACCUGACCAUGGGAGCGGAUGUGUCUGACUACUGGGCCAUCAUCCUCAACGUGGUCCAGAAGAACCUGCCCAUCUGGGAUCGGGAGCGGGUGAAGCAACAUCUGGGGCUGCUCCUGGAAGAUCUUCAGUGCAGCCGCCGAGAGACGGUCAACCCUUGGAAGAAACUCAAGUUCAUGAGAGUGGAAGGGGAGGUCAAGAGGAUGUUGGGUCACAUGCAGAGGGGCGCCCUUUGACCCUCAGUUCCUGGGAGCGAUCUGGAAACAAAGCACGGGAUUCCUACCACUCCACUGAAGCACCAGUUGGUUCGAAUGCCACAGCAAAUCUGGUGGGCCACCAUAGGUAACUGGACAAGGUUGUCUUUCAGUUAGCGGAUCCCACCUCAGGGGUCUUCUGACAUUGUUAGGAGACUAAGUUGGCGGGUGCUGUGGACCAGAGUGUCCAUCUUUGGCAUCUAGAAGACCGGUGGGCCUCCACUUCCAGCAUUCUCCAGCCAGCCAUGUUAUGGGGAAUUCUGGGAGAUGAAGUCCUCCAAGUCUUAAAGUUCCCCAAGUUGGACACCCCCACCCCCACCCGCCCCGCCGUAGAUGCAUCUGCCGAUCAAAGACUGAAUCGGAUCUCUCUCUCACGUAGCAGGUGGUUUGCCUUAAUGUCAACUCUUUAUACUUUCUGGUUGAAAUCAGCCUUUGAUAUCUGUUGCCUUCCAGGCAGGUUGGACUACACUGCCCAUCACUUCCAGUUGGCCUGGGUGCAGGCGGAUACAUCUGGAGGGAGUAAGAGGAGGUUUCCUUCAGAUUUUUUGUGCUUUUGCAGGAUGUGAUGAGCCUUUUUUCUAACA
Molecule: messenger RNA, 3806 nt
Organism: Pseudonaja textilis
Lineage: Eukaryota; Metazoa; Chordata; Lepidosauria; Squamata; Elapidae
Gene: NLRX1
Product: NLR family member X1
Molecular function (GO): protein binding
Source: RefSeq, a predicted model, not a curated record